GUGGAGCUGGAGAGAGGGAAGAUCCUCCACAUCAAGGCCCUGGCGCUGGGCGACCUGAACAAGGCCGGACAGAGGGAAGUCUUCUUCGAGCUGAACGGGCAGCUGAGAUCUGUGCUGGUUAAAGACACAGUCGCCAUGAAGGAAAUGAAGUUCCAUCCCAAGGCUCAGAAGUCCAUCAAGGGUCAGGUGGGAGCGCCGAUGCCUGGAAAAGUCCUGGAAGUCAAAGUAGAGGUUGGAUCCAAGGUGGAGAAGGGUCAACCGCUGUGUGUCCUGUCGGCCAUGAAGAUGGAGACCGUGGUCAACUCCCCGAUGGCCGGCACCAUUAAGGCUGUACAUGUCACGGCCGACUCUUCCCUGGAGGGAGAUGACCUGAUACUGGAAAUCGAGGAGUAGGGCGAGCGAGUGAGCGGGCGGAGGGAAGGAAGGAGGGAGGGGGUGGAAGCAGUAGGCAGGAGAUAGACAAUCUGAUUCUGGAGGAACGGAGGGGAUUAACAUAAAGAGGGGAAAACUGGAAUCUUUUUGCUCUGUGAUAUCUGAGGCCCCCGGUUUGUACAUAUUUGCUUACGCUGUGGACACAUAGUGGAGCUCUAUGCAUCGAGAUCAGAUGGUAUGAAUGUCCAAGAUCAUAUAUUAAUCAGACGGGGAUGAACUCCUCUGUUUAAUUCUCCCAGAAAGACGGUAGUUGGAGACUAGAAUAAAAAAAAUGGUACCUUUACUAAUGUCCUGUCAACUUGUGGAAGAUAGCGUAGACACUUACAUAGAACAUUGUGAUACAUUCCACUGGUGAAAAGUCUUAAAUGUGAUGUACUGCAACGAGCUCGCCACGUGUGACGCUAGAACAGGGUCGGAAACAUCUCCUCGCAGUUAAAUGCCGCCAUUUUCACGCAGUUGAUGUUGCUUAAUAUAUUCAAAGUGAGUAGAUUAAACUUUUUAUCCUCGACUACUACUAAAUGUGUUCUUUGUAAUUAGCAGGAUUCAGAUGAAGAGACCUGAGGAUGUAUUAAUCAAUAAUUCCUGUUGUUGUUUUUCUUAAACGCUCACCUUCACAAGACAUUAUCAACCUUUGCCAUUAGUCACAGUGCAUUCUGGGAAUGUGUAAUCGCUGUUAGACACACUUUUUUUUCUCCAAGGUAAAAAAAUAAAGAUUAUUUUUUAAAGGCAACCAAUUACACAGGGUCUGAGGGAAAUAAAUCACAGCAUUUUUUUUGCCCAAUCUGUCUUACAUGGGUGUCAUGAAAAUAUUUUCACAGCAAGAGAAGCACAACAAAAGACUCGGCACCAGUUUUAGACACAGAAAUACAAGCCAAAGUGAAAACAUGUAUCCUGUUACUGUAUCAGUAAUAGUAGAAGGUUUAGUUUUUUAAAAGAUCAGCGCUCAUGUGGUCUGAUUCAUGUCUGCCUUUAUGAUCCCCGAGCAGACGCGACCAGUACAUCUGGGAAACAUCCAAAGUAGCUUCAUUAUAGUUGGUGUAACUGCGGAUUUAAAGGCAGCAGUAGCUCAGCUGUGUCAUGUUAAGGUGACCAGUCAGAGCUUUAAAGGCGCUUUUGAGGCCUUUUUUUUUUUUUAGUGUCUCUGCUUCGGUGGGAUGCUGAAAAAGGUUGUGAGAGGAGCAGUUGCACCCCUGUCUUUCCAGAAGCAGGCGGAGAUUAUGGUGAGCGGCCCUGUCUGCACGGGGAUUUUUAAUGCUAGGUGUAAAUGGGAUUACAUGGGGCUGUAAUGGAGGUAUGUGGUGUUAUUUUCUGAGGCUCUGCUGAUUAAUUUAUGAAUUAAUUCUCUGUCAAAUGAUGUGAAAUUAGCCGGACUAAUAAGAGACUCUGGAGACUCCCAGUAGCAGUACCCGGCUUUAUAUUUCUAAUGCGUGACUGUUUGCAUAAAUGAGUGGAAAUGUGUGUGUGUGUGCACAAGCAAAUUUCGAGACAAACUCAGCCAGUCCCCCCACAACGCACCUCCUGAGAUGAAAACGCAUUCUAAAAGGAAUUAAAUAUUCAUACUCACAUAUGCACCGGUGCAAAAUAUUCAUGUUAGCCCUUGAGUGCUGCCUGGAUUAAGAGAAAACAAAACCAAACACACUCUGCACAGCAGCGGCGUGACUCCACGGAAACAUUCGAGAACAACGCAGCCAUUAACCCACUCAGUUAUCAGCUCCUGUAGUUAAAUACUGAAUUAAAGUCUCACAAGAUGACCGUUAAACUCAUCUUUUGCAUCAGAAUAUUUAGCUUCAACAACAAGCAGAACAUCAGUUACAGCUUGACAACAACAAAAAAAAAGUCACAAUUCCCGUUUAACACAGUGAAGGCAGGAAGUGUUUGGGACAGUGAGCCAGAAAACAGACCACGACAGCUUACUUUCCCCCCCAAAACAUCUGCUCCUUCAACAGAACGCAUCGAUUGGGACACGAAAUUGAAGUAUCAGUUUGUACUUGACUGGAUUGUUUCCAGCGUUUUUGCUCCAUUACCUCUGAGAAUGAAUACCCUUUUGAACUAUGCAUCAAUACGGAGCGGAGAUGCCGCAGUUAAUUAGAACACUGAUGUCUCGCCGCUCCCCGGGCCCGCUGCAAUGCCUCACUGUAUCUCCCGCUUUAUCAAUUUGUAUUUGAAUCUUUUGGCGAGAGACGGAGAUGAAGUGGUGGGAUUGUACGAAUGAGUGUUUUUGACAAGCUGUUGCACAAUAAUGUAAAGUUCCCUCCUCCUCUCCUCGUCGGCUCUCCUCAUUUAUCUGCUCCCCCUGCCUCAUCCAUCUCGCCACCUUUUCAUAUUAUUUCCCUCUCCAUCCCCGGCGCCUCUGUCUCUUUCCUUCGGUGUACUUUUUUGCACAUGUAAGAUGAUAGCAUCGAUUCGGGCAAUAAUGUGAACUGUAUCGCUGUGUUUCUCACCGUCUUAGCCUGCAGCAAUUCUAACCGCCAUGCUUAUGACAAUGUACACCUGCUCAGUGUCUUGGGGGGGAGAAAAGGAAUAAAUUGCAGAAAAAGUACACGCAGCUGGAAAAUGUUAUUUGUCUGAGGAAGGCGGAUAUAGAUUUGACCUAUUCUUGAGCUCGUGCUAUGUAAAGCUGAACUGUCACAGAGUAUGAAAAUAGGGCCUGUGACAUUUCUGUUUUUCUCUUUGUGUGUUUUUAUGAAACCAAACUGUUUAUUUACUUCUUGGGUUCAGCCGCGAUGGCUGCCUGCUGAGUCAGAAUGUCUCGGCUGAAUUUCUAUCAAGUGUUCACAAUUUGUCGUGGCUUCUUCCAUUUUUCUUACUUUGGUUCACUUAAAGUAGUUUACGUUUACGUGUUGAGGUUCAAAGUGUGUCUAGGAGAGACUUAAGAGCUCAAAAGAAGGGAAACAAAUAGUAUGUAAUAAAAGCGAUACUUGUUCUAUCUGUACUUACGAAUAAAGUCUAACUAAACCUG
This is a messenger RNA of Stegastes partitus (bicolor damselfish), 3391 nucleotides long. Its product is annotated as pyruvate carboxylase, mitochondrial-like. Gene Ontology annotation, biological process: gluconeogenesis; pyruvate metabolic process. The record is from RefSeq and is a predicted model, not a curated record. The annotation marks the transcript as partial. The transcript has 3 exons. Gene Ontology annotation, molecular function: pyruvate carboxylase activity. Gene Ontology annotation, cellular component: cytoplasm. NCBI's taxonomy places the organism in Eukaryota, Metazoa, Chordata, Actinopteri, Pomacentridae.